Molecule: messenger RNA, 588 nt
Organism: Syzygium oleosum
Lineage: Eukaryota; Viridiplantae; Streptophyta; Magnoliopsida; Myrtales; Myrtaceae
Product: cytochrome P450 734A6-like
Exons: 2
Coding region: 1-588 (195 amino acids)
Molecular function (GO): iron ion binding; oxidoreductase activity, acting on paired donors, with incorporation or reduction of molecular oxygen; monooxygenase activity
Source: RefSeq, a predicted model, not a curated record
AUGGCCACGCUCCUCAUUUGGGCGCUUCUCCUUCUGGCGAAGCACCAGGAAUGGCAGGACAAGGCCCGGGAAGAAGUGAUCCGCGUCUGCGCAAAAACCGGGCUUCCGGCUGCGGAAAAUCUGAACGAGCUCAAGAUUACUGUACUCUCCUGUUGUGAAACAGUGACGAGGAAAACCUGUAAAGAUGUGCAGCUAGGGGGCCUUCAAUUUCCAGCAGAAACACACCUCUACUUGGCCUUCAGUGCUGUGCAUCACGACCCCGAGAUGUGGGGCGAAGACACGGAUGAGUUCAACCCGACGCGAUUCACAAGGCCCCGAAAGCACCUGGCCUCAUUCCUCUCGUUCGGCCUCAGCCCCAAAAUCUGCGCGGGCCAAAACUUGGCCAUGGUCGAGGCCAAGGUUGUUCUGGCCAUGUUGGUCAGGCGAUUUGCUUUCGAGGUGUCGCCUUCCUACGUUCAUGCUCCGACGCUUCUUGUGACCAUGCAGCCUCAGUAUGGAGCGCCGCUUAUAUUCAGGAGGACUCAUUUGAUUCUGGUUCAUUUGUCUUCCUUUUGUUUGUGGACUUCUGUUCGUAACAUGGUCGCAUAG